AUGGGGAAGACUGGAGGAGGAGGCUCAUGGUUGACUGCAGUCAAAAGGGCUUUCAGAUCUCCCAUCAAGAAUGAGAAAAGCAACACCAGGAGGAGAGAAGAACUACAAGAACACGAGGAAGAAGAAAAGAAGAGAGGAAAGCGCAGAUGGAUUUUCAGGAAGCCUGUGAACCAGGAAACAGUCAUACAUGUGCAGCAUACUGAAGAGAAAACCUUAGCAGGCUCUUCUAAGAAUGCCACAGAAACUGCUCAGACUGCAACCGCGGCUUUAAGUAAGCCUGCUUGCAGUGAUCAUGAGAAUGCUACUAAUGGAGCAGCUGAAGAACAAAGAAAUGCGCUUGCAAUGGCCAUGGUGACCACAGCAGCUGCUCAGGCGGCAGUUGCAACUGUCCAAGCAGCGGUGGAAGCUUUUCGCCUCAGUACUAAUUCUAGUUCUAGUAACUCCAGUACUUAUAGGCCGCGGCCUUCUAUUUUCGUUAGAGAUUAUGCAGCCAUUGCUAUUCAGACUGCCUUCCGAGGAUAUCUGGCGAGAAGAGCUCUUCGGGCGCUGAAGGCACUGGUGAAGCUUCAAGCAUUGGUGAGAGGCCACAAUGUUAGAAAGCGAGCAAAGAUGACUCUACAGUGCAUGCAGGCACUGGUUCGAGUCCAAGCUCGUGUUCUUGACCAACGAACUAAGAGGCUUUCACAUGAUGGAAGCCUAGAUUCCAUGUCACAUUUCUCAGAUAAGAAGUCCAUUUCAAAAGAAGAACAAAGUAGUACCUUGGAUGAUGAUGAGGAUUGUGUCCAUUGGGAUGAUCUCCAGCCGAAAACACUAGAGCAUAUUCAAGCCAUGUUGCAGAAAGUGAAAAAAGCUGCGGCCUCAAAUCGGGAAAGGACUACUCUUGCUUAUGCCUUGUCCAACACAAACCAGGAGGAGCUAGAGGAGAAGUUUGAUAUGCUUGAUGGGUGGACAAGAAGAAAGCAAUGGGAGAAUGGGAGAGCUUCAUAUGAUCAAAGAGCAGACCCUAUUGUGAAAACGGUUGAAAUGGACACCUCUACACCCUACUUUUAUAGUUCAACCCCCAACUUGAAACGACCAGAAUAUCAAUACCACUGCCAUCAGUAUCAACAACAACAAAGACUUCAUCAGUACUCAUAUCCGGUUGCCACUCCACAAUCACCAACCACACCAUUUGCAUCCCUCACAAGAAUUGCACAAGUUCAGUCGGCUAGCCCUCAUUGCUACAUUAGAGAAACCGGUCAUGGAAAUGCAAUGGGAGGGAGUGAAGUGCCAAACUACAUGGCUGCAACAGCUUCAGCCAAGGCCAGGAUUCGGUCACAAAGCGCGCCAAGGCACAGGCCUGCAACACAAGAAAGAGAAAAACAGUGCUCAGCAAGGAAGCGUCUUUCAUUCCCGGUUCCACCUGAGCCAUCUGGUACUAAUUACAGUUCAGAUAUUGAGUUAAAGAGUCCAACUUAUAAAGGCAUUAACGGAGGCCAAGGAAUUCGAAGAGAACACAAAGCAAGCAAUGUGGCUUAUUGUGUAACAGACAGCGAGACAUCUCCAACUUCCAGAGGUGAAUUCAGAAGGUGGUUGAGGUAA
Molecule: messenger RNA, 1581 nt
Organism: Fragaria vesca subsp. vesca
Lineage: Eukaryota; Viridiplantae; Streptophyta; Magnoliopsida; Rosales; Rosaceae
Product: protein IQ-DOMAIN 14-like
Exons: 5
Coding region: 1-1581 (526 amino acids)
Molecular function (GO): protein binding
Source: RefSeq, a predicted model, not a curated record